Scophthalmus maximus (turbot) is the source of this 1038-nucleotide messenger RNA. Its product is annotated as microfibril-associated glycoprotein 4. NCBI's taxonomy places the organism in Eukaryota, Metazoa, Chordata, Actinopteri, Pleuronectiformes, Scophthalmidae. Gene Ontology annotation, biological process: elastic fiber assembly. The transcript has 5 exons. The coding region runs from base 146 to 886 and encodes 246 amino acids. The record is from RefSeq and is a predicted model, not a curated record.
CUCCCAUUCCCUGAAACAUAAACCGAUAAACUUUAGUCAUUGUGGAGGUGUGUGCAAACAAAGUCGGUAAGACAAGCUGUUUAAAUAUGACCCAUUUCCCAUCAAUGUUUAUUCGGACGGGACAACUCAGCCGAGGACAAUUGUCAUGAUGGAGGUAACAUUAUUGGUAGCCCUGCUGGUCUCGGUGGCCUCGGCCCGCUCGGACCUUCAGUCUCACCUGUUCGUCGACUGUAAUGACAUCUAUCGCCAUGACAACACCAGCUCCAGCGGGGUGUACGCCAUCUACCCGGGGGGUCCCACCACCCCGGUGCACGUGUACUGUGACAUGGACACUGACGGAGGCCGAUGGACCGUAUUUCAGAGGAGGAUGAAUGGGAACGAAAACUUCUACAGGCCCUGGAAGCAGUACAAGACCGGAUUCGGGAAUGUGGCGGGAGAAUAUUGGCUCGGCCUGGAGAACAUCCACCUGAUGAGUUUGAGGAAGGGGUACGAGCUGCGAGUGGACAUGGAGUCCUGGGAGAACGAGAAGGCUCACGCCAAGUACGAGUCCUUCUCGGUCGACUCUGAGAGCACAGGGUAUCUGCUCCACCUGGGCAGCUUCGUCGGUGGAGACGCAGGGGACAGUUUUUCGAAUCACGGCUCCAUGAAGUUCACCACCUACGACAGGGACCAGGACCAGUGGGAGAAAAACUGUGCCCAGCAUUAUCUGGGGGGUUUCUGGUACAAGGCCUGCCACAUGGCGAACCCCAACGGCAUGUACGCGCCCAACGGCGCCAUCGGAUUUGAGAAUGUCCACGUCAUUUGGCACGCGUGGAAGGGCUGGAACUACUCCCUCAAAUCUGUUUCCAUGAAGGUUAGAGCUUCUAAUGAGUGCGAAUGUCAUUAGGCCGAUCGACUGCAAGACCAACCAGACUGUGGUCACACCUUGCCUUCCAUCCUGCCGGGAGAGGUGGGAUGUGGGAUCUGUUUUUUUUUGUUCCUACUGAAUUCAAAACCAAUGGAUAUGUAUACAAAAAUAAAAAUAUGAAUAACGUCAAA